Messenger RNA from Racocetra persica, 316 nucleotides. NCBI's taxonomy places the organism in Eukaryota, Fungi, Glomeromycota, Glomeromycetes, Diversisporales, Gigasporaceae. The record is from the annotation of a GenBank genome assembly.
UUUGGUAAAAGACAAAAUAAAUGUUGCUAUUGAUGGACCGGUGGCUUCCGGCAAGACAACCAUCGGAAAAAAACUGGCUCAGCAACUCAAUUACCAAUUUCUCGAUAGCGGUUUGUUGUUUCGCCAUUUUGCCCAGUUUUGCCAGAAAAAUAAUCCUUCGGAAUUAACUGAUGAACAAGUAAUUAAAUUAAAAAAAGCAAGAGGUAUUUUAAGUGCUUCGGCUAUCGGUAAUUUGGCUUCGCAACUUUCGCCACUGCCCGAACUACGAAAAAUUAUUUUGGAUUUUCAACGAGCAUUAACCCAAGAAAAAACUUGA